This is a messenger RNA of Ceratina calcarata, 2270 nucleotides long. RefSeq lists its product as uncharacterized. Bases 681 to 1427 code for a protein of 248 amino acids. The record is from RefSeq and is a predicted model, not a curated record. NCBI's taxonomy places the organism in Eukaryota, Metazoa, Arthropoda, Insecta, Hymenoptera, Apidae. The transcript is spliced from 2 exons.
GGAACAGAUUAUUGAAGUCCAGCUCCAUUUCAAAGGUAAAACAGCAACGACAGAUAAGGCGCACCAAAAAGCCUGGAAACAAGAAAACGGAAUAAGAGAAACAGAAAACGCCGACAACAAACGAGGCGCAAAAGACACGUACGAUCAAAACAGCAGACGCGACAUACCCGAACUAAAACGGAGAUAACCACCGCAAGCUCGACCCUUUACCGCACACACACCGGCCCGCACGCCAAUCCGAACACACCCACACAAACACAAACUGACCGACCGCCGGACUCGCGAAACGAAGGACAGAAAAAACGAAACCGACCAACCAGGAACGGGCACAGCCACGGCAAAGGAAGGCAAACAGACCACCGGACAAACGCGAGAAAACGACCCGAAAACCGGGAGAACACCCAAAACUAGAACGCCCGACAAAGGUGAACGCCCGACAAAACAGACCAAAAGCCCACGGGGAAGGAAGAGAAAGCAAGGCCACCACCCCCCGAAAAGAGGAACCGAGAAACAACGUCAAACACCCGAAACACGACAACAACGCGACACACAACGAAAACAGACACACAGGCACCAAGCACAAGGAGACGCCUGAACUACGGAAACCUAGACGACAGAAACCAACGGCCGUAGAACGAACAGAACAACAAUCAGAGAAAAGAACAAGACUAGAAGCCAUAAUGGCGCGAUACAAAAACGGACGCGACUCGCAUAGGGAGAGAAGCGCACAAAAACGAGAACGAACCAGGAAACGACCCAAGAACAAGCAAGACGGAACAACCACGCCCCGGAACACAGCACGAGCAAUGAAGAAAGAGACAGGGGGGGACCGGGCCCCGAGAACGGCUAUAAAUACGGGAAACGAGCUGCAGGAAGGAAACAGUAGACCCCCCGAGACAAGCGUGAAGACCGGCAACCAUGAGCUAACAACACCAGAGAACAAGAAGAGUCCCGAACUAUCGAAGAACAAUCGUACCAGAGGACUACCCGGAGACCAGGCUGACGCCCGCAGAAUGCGAGGACUUCAGGGACGCACUGGCAACAUGAGCAGGACGAUACAUGGAAGCAAGGACAGCGAAAGGGGCUCAGAUCCCACACCUAAGAUUCGAGGAAUUCCACAAAGGAAACGGGGGCAUAACAGUGACAUGCAAGACAACAUUCACGGCAGACUGGUUGGUGAAAGCAGCAAAGCAUAUAAAAAUGCCAAGCGGCGUCAAACUGAGGGUCGACGAAGGGACAACGCCCGGGGCCGAAACGUUAAGUUGAGAAGGUAUAGGAAAAAGCGUGUAAAAGUCGGGUGUUUUAAAGGGGCCCAGUGGCCCGCAGAGCGAAUAGGUCAUCUGCGCAGGCUCGAAACGCCGGACGGAAUGAAGGAGAGGUUCGUCCGGCACGGCCGAGCGAGACGCAGACAGAGAUAUACGGUAUGAAAGAGAGGAUACGUUUCUCUCACUCCCACCAGAGAUUUUUCGCAGCAUCGCUGGAGCGAACGAUAGAAACAUUUAAAAAAAUGAAGAAUGACGAUUGGCGAAGGAAGUAGGCUGAUGUAUACUUGAAAGCCCACCUUCGCAACGUCAUUCGUUAUCUCAAGCAUUUUAUCGCCCUGCUUUCUUUACGUUCAUUGACCACUUGUAGCGAAGCUAGGCAUGACUUUCGGCGAAUCUCCUGCUGGACCGAAAAAUAGGGAACGGCAAACGCUCGCAUUUUUUUGAAGGAGCAGGCGUGGGUGGGGUGGCUUCGCUGCAAGUGGUCCAUGAAAGUAAACAAAACAGAGCGAUGAAAUGCAUGACAUAGCGAAUGACGAGCGAGGGAGGGCUUUCAAGUAUUCAAAUCAGUCUACUUCCUUCGUCAAUCAUCAUUCUUCAUUUUUCAAAAUGCUUCUAUCGGUCGCCCUAUUGUAAUGACGAUAAAAUGCCAAUGCAAUUCCAUAAUGAACGACGAGGGAGGGCAGGAAUAUUUUUAGUUCAUAUUCCCGAGGAACAAGUUUCCUGAAAAAAGAAAAUUUUUAUUAUGCUCUUGAACAUGUACCACUUGUGUACCGUUCGAAAUUGUUAUUGCAGGAACACGUGCAAUGAAAAUAGCCAUUCGGAGUCGCAAGUAGGUUUCGGUUCCGAUGUGACGAAAGUGACAGGUAGAUUCGGCCACCCGCCAACAUCUGGCAACUAUAUAAACGACCGCGCGAGGAAAGGUUUUAUACCUGCACCUUUGCGAGAUGAUCACCACCACCCACAACGUUACCCUCACCAUAUAGUGUAUGGCAUCCGAUUCCUAUU